Brugia malayi is the source of this 720-nucleotide messenger RNA. RefSeq lists its product as uncharacterized. The record is from RefSeq and is a predicted model, not a curated record. The transcript is spliced from 6 exons. Lineage: Eukaryota; Metazoa; Nematoda; Chromadorea; Rhabditida; Onchocercidae. Bases 1 to 720 code for a protein of 239 amino acids.
AUGUCAUCCGUUACCUCUUCACUAUGGCGGCCGCUAUUGCUGCUACUAUCAGUUAUCUUUAAAUCGAAAAGUGCACAGCAACUUUCUUUCGAAACACAUGCUGAAAGUCAAAGAGACACCGAAGCAAUUAUUUACCCACGGCUAAAGUCUUGGGAUAGAGAUAGUGAUACAACGAAACAGAACGCGGAAGCAUUCGAAUUUGCGAAUGAAGCGGAGAAGAAAUCCCGGGGGAAUUCAGUAAUAAGUCCAUUGCGAUCAAUAUUUGAUUCUCUGAGAUCAGCGAAGAAGGAUUUGCAGCCGCUCGGUCUCAUUGCAACCAUCAGUGCGACUGUUUCACCAAAAAAUUUUGUGCUAACAAGCCCUGCACUUUUUUCAAAACCUACAACACCCCAGAGCAUAAUCCUUAUCAAUUCUUCAACCAAAAAUGGAACUCUUAUCCAACAAGCAAAGUCGCAAAUAGCAGUGCCAUCAAUAUUGACAUUGUUAGAAUCGUUUGGUCAUAGUCAAGAACAUCGUGAGGAAGUCGAAGUUGAUCAUGAUCGGACGGUGAACGUACUUGGCAUGCCCAUUGGCCGAAAGGAUGGUAUUUCAUUGGCUCCGUUGAGAGGUCUUAGUAUCGGUAAUGAAGGUAUGUUCGGUCCAAUUGCUAUCAACAAUAAAUACAAUAUCAACUGGGGAUUUUUCAACGAUUUCAACAAAGUAUUUCAUAAUGUUGCAUAA